CCGUGUCAACACGGAAGUAGAUUGAUGUCCAAUGGAGAAAGCAGGGAAGGUAACGUAAAAAUGAUUAUUUUGUAACACCAAUAUUGCAGAAAAUAACAGUGAGUUCUUUUUUAGACCUAUAGGUUAUGCUAGUCUGGAAUGGAUGAGAACCAAUGGGAUAUUCUGGAAUCUGAACAGGGUGGUAUUUCACUGAUAGAAGGGAUAAGUAACCUGGUUCUUGCUACAGUGGUUCUCUGUGCUGCAUUUCUGGGUGGACUUACAAUUCUUCUGUGCAGGAAUGAACAGCAGAACAUCCACCCUGAAAACCAAGCACGAGUGACUGCUGUAAGACAGCAUCUGCAGUCCGAACAGGAUGCACCUGCACAAGACCGACAGCAGUUCUACGCAGACAUGUCCUGUCCAGUCUGUUUACAACAAGCUUCGCUGCCUGUUGAAACCAACUGUGGUCACCUAUUCUGUGGAUCCUGCAUUAUUGCAUACUGGAGACAUGGGUCAUGGCUUGGAGCUGUUAAUUGCCCCGUCUGUAGACAGAUGGUGACUUUGCUGUUCCCGUUGUUUCAAGAGCAAGACCAGCCCCAGCAGCAGCAAGAGGCAGGCCAGAUACUUCAGGAUGUCAAUGAUUACAACCGGAGAUAUUCCGGCCAGGCCAGACCUCUGAUGGAUCACCUCCGAGAUGUCCCGACAUUGCUGCGCCAUGCCUUCAGGGAGAUGCUUUCAAGGCGGGCAUUGUUUUGUAUGUUUCAAAUUCGAAUCCUCCUCUGCCUGGUCGGUGCUUUAAUGUACCUUGUGUCGCCCUUGGAUUUACUUCCUGAAGCUCUAUUUGGAAUCCUGGGUUUCAUGGAUGACCUUUUUGUGAUCGUCUUGUUUUUCAUCUACAUCUCCAUCAUGUACAGGGAAGUGGUGACCGAAAGGCUAGUCAUGUGAAGUAUCGACCAGGGUCAUGGGAGACAGUGCUUGAAAACCUCCAACGCAUGUCAAGGAUGUCAGACUUGCCUAUCACUUCUGUAUCUUACGCAAUAUAUUAAAAAGACCAACAGGGUCAAGA
This is a messenger RNA of Polyodon spathula (Mississippi paddlefish), 1045 nucleotides long. Its product is annotated as E3 ubiquitin-protein ligase RNF170-like. NCBI's taxonomy places the organism in Eukaryota, Metazoa, Chordata, Actinopteri, Acipenseriformes, Polyodontidae. The transcript is spliced from 7 exons. Gene Ontology annotation, molecular function: ubiquitin protein ligase activity. The record is from RefSeq and is a predicted model, not a curated record. The coding region runs from base 139 to 924 and encodes 261 amino acids.